CGCCGUCACACAACGCCGCCUCCCGUCCCCAUGGACACUCCACCUUCAACCUCCGCUUCAGCCACCGCCUCCUCCUCGCCGGCUGCUGCAUCCAACCCCCGUACUGACCCAGACUAUGCCCUUGUCUCGUCCGUGGCGGACGCGCUCGUCUCCGCCUCCCGCCUGCCCUCGCCGCCGCCCAUGGACACCGUCCUGGCCCCGUACCUCCCGCGCCUCACCUCCUUACACCACCCUCGCGUGCUCUCUCUUGCCGCCGCCAACCCGUCGCUCGCCUCGCCGCACACUCUCCUCGCCUACCGCCGCCUCGUUUCGCCUCCAUCCUGCCUUUCCUCCCUCCUUCCGCUCCUCCCCGUGCUCCCCUACCGCGACCUCCUCCCGCUCCUCCUCGGCUUCGUUCCGCUCGACCCGCUGCGCCACCUCCACCGCCACCUCCUCUCGAGUCUCCCCACGAGCGCGCUCGCCGACGCCGCGCUCUCCGCGUACUCCCGCCUCCGCCUCCCCCACCUCGCCGCGCAGCUCCUUCACUCCCUCCGACGCCGCGGACGCGUCCGCCCCUCCCUCCAGGCAGCUAACGCCGUACUCUCCGCCCUCGCGCGCAGCCCCUCCACCUCGCCGCAGGCCUCUCUGGACGCCUUCCGCUCCCUCAUCGGUUUGCGGCUCCACCCCAACCAUUACACCUUCAACCUCCUGGUCCACACCCACUGCUCCAAGGGCACCCUCGCCGACGCCCUCUCCACGCUCUCCACAAUGCAGGGGUUUGGACUCUCCCCCGACGCUGUCACCUACAACACGCUCCUCAACGCGCACUGUCGCAAGGGCAUGCUUGGCGAGGCGCGGGCGCUGCUGGCCAGGAUGAAGAAGGAGGGAAUCGCGCCCACAAGGCCCACGUAUAAUACCCUCGUCUCGGCGUACGCCAGGCUCGGAUGGAUGAAGCAGGCGACCAAGGUCGUGGAGGCCAUGACGGCGUUCGGUUUCGAGCCUGACCUGUGGACGUACAAUGUGCUUGCAGCAGGGCUCUGCCAGGCAGGGAAGGUGGGCGAGGCAUUUAGGCUGAAGGAUGAGAUGGAGGGGCUCGGCAUAGUAUCACCUGAUGUAGUCACCUACAAUACGCUUCUUGAUGCGUGCUUCAAGUGGCAGUGCUCUUCAGAUGCACUGAAUCUGCUUGAGGAAAUGCGUGACAAAGGGGUGAAGGCAAGUUUGGUCACACAUAACAUUGUUGUGAAGGGGCUCUGCAGGGAGGGACAAUUGGAAGAGGCAUCAGGGCGCCUCAAAAUGAUGGAAGAGGAGGGGUUGGCACCAGAUGUGAUUACAUACAAUACAUUGGUUGAUGCAUAUUGCAAAGCCGGCAAUGUUGCCAAAGCAUUCAUGUUGAUGGAUGAGAUGGUGGGAAGGGGACUCAAAAUGGACACUUUCACCCUGAACACUUUACUACUUAACUUAUGCAAACAGAAGCGUUAUGAAGAGGCUGAGGAGCUCUUACGUUCACCACCCCAGAGGGGUUUUCUACCUGAUGAAGUCAGCUAUGGUACAGUGAUGGCAACCUACUUUAAGGAGUAUAAUCCAGAGCCUGCUCUGCGUCUGUGGGAUGAAAUGGUCGAAAGGAAGUUAACACCUAGUGUUUCUACUUACAACACAUUGAUCAAAGGGCUUUCCAGAAUGGGGAAGUUGAAAGAGGCCAUUGAUAAAUUGAAUGAGCUGAUGGAGAAGGGGUUGGUGCCAGAUGACACCACCUACAAUAUCAUCAUUCAUGCCUACUGUAAGGAAGGGGACUUGGAGAACGCUUUCCAGUUCCACAACAAGAUGGUGGAGAACUCUUUUAAGCCAGAUGUUGUUACCUGCAACACUUUGAUGAAUGGGCUUUGUCUGUAUGGCAAGCUUGACAAAGCAUUGAAGCUUUUCGAGUCAUGGGUAGAGAAAGGGAAGAAGGUUGAUGUAAUCACAUAUAACACCUUAAUUCAAGCUUUGUGCAAAGAUGGCAAUGUUGAUAUGGCUUUGCAUUUCUUUGCUGACAUGGAGGUCAGAGGCUUGCAGCCUGAUGCAUUUACUUACAAUGUUGUGUUGUCUGCACUAUCUGAGGCAGGGCGAUCAGAGGAAGCACAGAAUUUGCUGCAUAAGUUAGACGAGAGCGGAAAGUUAUCUGAAAAAUAUUCUUAUCCUCUAAUGAAUGAGACAGCGAAGAACCCAGAGGUUAAAUGUGACACUGAAAUUGGUGGAAAUGCACGAGGCGAUGAUCAGGAGAACUAUAACAAACGUGUAAAUGAGCUCUGCAUUGGAGGGCAACUGAAAGAAGCUAAGGCUGUUUUGGAUGAGAUGAUGCAAAAGGGCAUGUCCGUUGACAGUUCAACUUAUAUCACUUUGAUGGAAGGCCUUAUCAAAAGGCAAAAGAGGCAAACACAUGCAGCUGGAUAGUAGAUGAUGUGGGUUUUGCUGCUUUGAGAUGUGACAAUGUCCAUGCUUUUGCCAUAACUUCCUCAAAUGGUCAUAAGCUGACUAGGUAUACUUACUAGUCCAUGGAAUAUAUUACAUGCAAGAAUAUCAGUAGCAACAAUUCGAAAUUUUUGAAUUUUUGGGUUCCUGGUAAAUUUCUCUCUCCUGGAACACAAAAUAGAUAGAAAGAUAGAGCAAACGUUAACUAUGUACAAGCACCAGAUCAUAACACAUCAUGUUAUUUCCUGGAAAGUAAAGAAUCUUACUAGAUUAUUUGCAGACUUAGAAAGAGUUGAGCUAUAUGCUUUAUCAGCCUCAUGGACGAUUCUUAAAACUGUUGCCAGCAUUUGUAAACUGGAAAAUUCUGGUUCUGGUUUUCAGAGCUCUGCCUGAUUUGUCCUUAUACCUCUGACGACUACCAGCCAAUGCAAUCAAGUAUGGUUGAAACUAUGUGUAUUUUGACUUCAAACUCAUGUUCUGGAAUUUUGAAUCUGAAUUUUAGGGAAAAGAAAAGAGAGGCAACCAAAUUACCAAGUGAAUAUAGUUGCUGACUAAGAAAAAAUGAGAUCUCGACCUGGUUUUCGGAAUCCUGAUCAGGCCUUUACUUGGGAUACUAUUUGCUGGAACAGUUCUUACUGGCUUAUUAUGACAUGUGAAAUCAGAGGGUGAUGCCAGCGUUUCUAGCAAGAGAAAAUGAAGAUCAUUCUGAACAGGUCCAGUUGGUGCAAACAGAGCAUCAAAUGGAUGAGAAACCAUUGUGAUUUGGACCAAUUGGCUGGCAAUCCAAUUGAAAUAUGGGGAAUGAUUUUUUACAGAAGCUUGGUGGCAAGCAUAUUACUGUCUUAAUCCUGCUUCCAUCAUUGCAGGAUGUGUGCACUAGUGGGCCAUUCAUUACCCAUUUAGAUAACGAAGCGUUUGAUACCCUUUGGGCCUGCCCUUGCUGUAUGUAACAUUGUGUUCUGUAAUACUGCUUUAGGGGCACAUAGGUUGCUGAUUCUUUGUGAUCAGAGAGUGGCUUGAAAUUUUGAAGUUAUUUUGUUUGUUGCCGGUGAAUAAUUUUGCAACGUCAAUCUUAUAGUAGAGAAUUAAAUAUUCAAUCUGAAUAUUAUUGUCAUUCUUUGGUGUCAUUGGCUUAGUUUGGCAUAAACGGUGUUGGUGCUUAGCUCCCUCUAUGGUAUUGCUGCUCGUGCGAUAGCUUGCCUGGCACUUAGGCAAAUCAUAAAACAAUUUGUGAAGACUCUUCACAAAACUUGGGCUAAUAAGUAUAUAGAAAUUGUGAUUGUGAUUGCAAUUUCAAUUUUGCUUAGUUUCAUUGGCCCCAAUCUUGUGUUACCACACGUAAAUUUGCGCUUCAAUGUGCCAAACCCAUCUGCAGUUGCCUGCAAUAACAAUAUGUACAGAAUCAGUUUAAACCUGUUGUUUCUCCACCUGCCAACUUUCAGUCUGCAACCAGCCGUUCUGAUAUUACAUCUUGUUACUACAUAUAAAAGUGCCUUGUUGCAAGCAUGAGAAGUAGAACCUGCUUAAAAUUCCCUGCAAAUGGAACAAUUAGUAGCUGCAGCACGAAUAAACACGCCUGGCUUAACUGUGCAACUAAUAAGUACAAACGCGAGUAUAUAACAAAAUCAGCAUGCAUUUUAAGUUUCGAACCUGUCAUGCUCAUGCCUGAAUAUGGAUGAAUAGUCUGUUUGGUGCAGAAAGAUGAGUUUAACAUUUUCAUUUCUCAUGGAGAAGAACUGAAGAAGGGAGUCAAGCAUAGGACACUGCUGUCUCCAUCCCAGCGCCGGCCCGGCCUGUUGCUCCUGCUUGAUGAUGCAAAGGGAAGGUUCCUGCUGUAAUCUCCUGCUCGUCCCCUACUCCCCUGUACGUUCCGUUGGUUGUACCUUGCUGGCCGCUUCCCGGCUAAAGUUCAUCGUGACCUCUUGAGUAUUUCAAUUCUGUCAACCAAUAUAAUGAAUCCAUGGUGAGUGGCACCUUGCUGAUGAGGUGGGGGUGGCCAUGUAUAUGUAUGUGAGUAGUCGAGUAUAAAUUCUUCAGAGAAGCAGUGGUUGUAAUGUCACUUCGAAGUUGGAAGCUACUCCCUCCGUCCCAAAUUAUUAGUUGUUUUGUUUUUCUAGAUACAUAGUUUUUGCUAUGCAUCUAAAUAUAUGUAUCUGGAAAAGAUAAAAUGACUAAUAAUUUGAGACGGAGGGAGUAUAUUCUGUGGACACCAUUUGAGGUAGGUAUGGUCAUCUGUGUUAAUCUAUGGAAAAUGUUCAUCAUCUUUAUGUUGCAUAUUGCAAUUACACUGUAAACAAAUAUUGUUUAAGGCUUAAGAGUACUUACAUGUG
This is a messenger RNA of Panicum hallii, 4757 nucleotides long. RefSeq names its product pentatricopeptide repeat-containing protein At2g16880-like. Lineage: Eukaryota; Viridiplantae; Streptophyta; Magnoliopsida; Poales; Poaceae. The coding region runs from base 31 to 2409 and encodes 792 amino acids. The record is from RefSeq and is a predicted model, not a curated record. Gene Ontology annotation, molecular function: protein binding. The transcript has 3 exons.